CCUCUUUCGUCGGCGCCCUCGCCCUCGGCGAUCUCGUAAAAUCAACGCUCGGGCCAAAGGGCAUGAAUAAGAUUCUGCAGUCGGGAUCCUCGGGAGACAUCAACGUGACGAAUGACGGUGCAACGAUUCUCAAGUCCAUCCAGCUCGAUAAUGCACCAGCCAAGAUCUCAUUGAUAUCUCGUUCGUUGCGGCGAUAUACUCUGGAUCCGUUGUUGUAUCCGCCGCCUCGUGCUUAUUCAACGCCUCGUGCUUAUUAAACGCAUCCUGAACUUCUUGCGGCAACUCCUUCCUCAACUCAUUUGCGGCCUUAACAUAUAGCGCCAUACUCGCUGGCGAGUCAACAAUCACCAGUUUCCCGAGGCCUUUCGGUUGGCGCGUUGCAAACUGCUGCCAGACUGCACAGAACCUUGAAGCAUCCUUCGCGUGGGCACCUUCACUCUCGGCUAAUGUUAAGACCGUGCACAAAGGGUAGGACUGAUUCCAAGGGGCUUGGCUUCAGCUCGUGCGCUGCGCCCCU
Suillus plorans is the source of this 517-nucleotide messenger RNA. RefSeq lists its product as uncharacterized. Gene Ontology annotation, molecular function: ATP hydrolysis activity; ATP binding. The coding region runs from base 63 to 257 and encodes 64 amino acids. The record is from RefSeq and is a predicted model, not a curated record. The transcript has a single exon. NCBI's taxonomy places the organism in Eukaryota, Fungi, Basidiomycota, Agaricomycetes, Boletales, Suillaceae. Gene Ontology annotation, biological process: protein folding.